Molecule: messenger RNA, 1446 nt
Organism: Closterium sp. Naga37s-1
Lineage: Eukaryota; Viridiplantae; Streptophyta; Zygnematophyceae; Desmidiales; Closteriaceae
Source: the annotation of a GenBank genome assembly
AUGGAGCCAACUAGUCCAUCCCAGCCUACCACACCGACUGAAACCGAGCCCAGCUCCACUCCAACUGCUCAGGCCAACCCAGCACCACCUGGAGUGCCUCCACCAGAGACCCAGGAGUCUCAAAUUCCCGGCCCAAGUAACGCAACGCCCGCUCCUUCCGCUAACACCGCCGUGACUCCCGUCGACUGGUGGGUGUACCGCCUGCCGUCCCCGUCAGACAGUUACGAUGCCGAUGACGACUAUGGCCUCGGCGCCAACGCCGGUGAAGUUAAUGACGUCGGCGAGGUGGAGGAGGAACCUGCCCAGCCGGAAACAACACGGGCCAGCAACACCGCCACGGCAUCCCGCCGCUCCACGGCCAGGAGCACCCCGCGCUGGACACCCGGGGAGGAAUGUGAAGUUCUCGCAACAUUCAUCGACCUCGACCCCCAGAUCCGCGCUCGCACAGGCCAGCAGGGCCGCAGCUGGUACCCGUUAGUGCAGCGUGAGCUCAUGGCUCGUGAUCCCGCAUGGAGGCACGACAUCACGGCGCUUAAGGCAAAGUUCAACCGGCUCAAGGAGACGUGGCGCCGGAUCAACGACCGUAUCAAGCGCUCAGGGUCGGGACGCGCAACUGGCCUCCCGCCUUGGUUUCACCUGGGCGACCGCCUCUGGGCCUCUGCAACUCCGUCACCUCGGCGCCAGACGCGCACAACUACGACCGGCGCCACGGCUACAACUCCGUCGCACCCCGACACGGCAGACGACGCCAUCAAUGCGCAGACUACUACGCCCACGCAGUCAACACUGUCGCCAUCCGUGUCCCUGCCUUCAGCUGCGCCGGGGCCUCCCACCACUAGUAGGGCAUCUCCUGGCCUCACCGCUGCCGCCACAAUCAACGGUGCGGUCGCACCGCCACCUCCGCCUGCUCCCUCGCCUGCACCCUCCGCCAACCAGACCCCAGACUCCCCAUCUCCCCUCCCGCCAAACGCCGACACCGCCGACACUGCUCGCCGCGGCACCGUCUCGCCUCUCUCCCCCGACACAAUCCAGCCGAGCCCCGCGUCAGAGCCGACCAACGCCGAACUCCCUUCAAGUGCGACGGCGGGUCUGUCGAUCCGCGGUCGCCGCCUCACUUGGGGAGCGCGCACGUCCUCUGAUGGGGGGGAGGGAUGCUCACGCAACGCAUGGUGGCAAUACCCCCGCAAGCAAGACGACGCCGUCACGGCCAAGAAUGGGAAGCCAGGCAAGAAAGGGGUGGGGCGAAAGUCGGCGGCCAAAUCAAAGUCGAUGUCCACGGCCGAGAUGGUGGGCGACUUACGCGACCACUUCGAUAAGAAGCAAGACGAGAAAUGGGAGGAGUUUAAGGCACUUACCCGUGAGGUGUUUCGCGGCUACGCGGAUGAGCGGCGCAGUAGGAGGCGUAGAUCGCCGCAGUCCACCUUCUCAUCCGAAGACGAGGCGUAA